This is a messenger RNA of Microbotryum saponariae, 162 nucleotides long. The record is from the annotation of a GenBank genome assembly. NCBI's taxonomy places the organism in Eukaryota, Fungi, Basidiomycota, Microbotryomycetes, Microbotryales, Microbotryaceae.
AUGGGUCGACACUUGUCCAGCUCCGCAAGGUUGGGGCUCCCUCCGCAGAAUGAAACGCAAAAACUGACAGCGAGUUCCUCGACUGACAUGGGCAGUACAUCGGUGAACGAAGCGGUGUUCGGGCUAAAGAUGAGGGUGUUUCCGCGCGUAAAUUCUUGUUGA